AGCAUUGCACGGAACUGUACCCACCUCCUCAUCUCUGUCUCUACCCAGACAUGCAUCCCAAGGCAUUUGCCUGCCUGCUGCUGGCCACUCUCAUAGCCACCGGCCUCUCCAGAUCCCUGUCUGCAUCCCGUCAGGAAGACAGUAGAUCAAAUAAGCACAGGACGGCCCUGCUAGGAGCUGAGAGGACACAGAAGAGUGGCACUGGGAGGCUCAUCCGACGGGAAUGGCCAGGAGGUCUUUCUGUGGACCAGAAGCAUCUGAUUUCCCAGUUCCUGCCCCACAUUUAUGCAGCAGAGCUUGCUGGGAAGGAGAAUGCUGUGCAGAUGGACGACGGCCUCCACAGCCGUGAGUAUCCCACCUGGAUGGACUGGGGACGCCGAAGCUUAAAGGAUAUGAAUGAUGAUGCCUAGAGGAUCAGCUACCCAAAGGAGUCUUUCCUGCCUUGGCCUCACUGUGCAGGGGGUGGAGGAGAGACACAGACAGUCCUCUUACUAGCCAUUUGUCCUUUUCCAAAUCUGUGUCUCAUGCAUGUUUGCAUCAAUUAAAAGCGUCCAUGGUA
Heteronotia binoei (common prickly gecko) is the source of this 559-nucleotide messenger RNA. Its product is annotated as gastrin/cholecystokinin-like peptide. Gene Ontology annotation, cellular component: extracellular region. Bases 51 to 410 code for a protein of 119 amino acids. NCBI's taxonomy places the organism in Eukaryota, Metazoa, Chordata, Lepidosauria, Squamata, Gekkonidae. The record is from RefSeq and is a predicted model, not a curated record. Gene Ontology annotation, molecular function: hormone activity. The transcript is spliced from 2 exons.